CUCUGCUUAGAGGACUCUCUUCUCUUGAAAAGCACGCUGGAAGUCUCCUUUUUUCUUCUCCAAUGGUUGGACUCCACUGCACUCAUCACCUCAUUACCAUCAUACACACAUGUCACUUUCUUCUUCUUCUCAAGCACCUCCCACUCAUCCAUACGAUGUCUUCAUCAGCUUCAGAGGGGAAGACACGCGCAAAGGAUUCCUCAGCCAUCUUCAAGCCGCUCUCCGCCAAAACCAAAUCCAAACAUUCAGAGACGAUGACGGCAUGGACAAAGGAGGUCUCAUCUGGGACGAACUUCUUCACGCCAUCAGAAACGCAAACUUGUAUCUUGUUAUCUUCUCCAAAAACUAUGCAUCCUCUAGGUGGUGCUUGAAAGAGCUGGUGGAGAUCAUGGAACGCAAGAACAAUAACAAUGUAGUGAUUCCAGUGUUCUACAGAAUAGAGCCCACACAUGUUCGCAAGCAGAGUGGAAGUUACCGCAGCGCUUUUGAUAAGCAUGAGAGAUCUUCGGAGGAUCGUUGCCAUGUGCAACAAUGGAGGACUGCACUCACUCAUGCUGCCAAUCUUUCUGGAAUCACCUUUGAUGAUCACAGGUAA
Messenger RNA from Arachis ipaensis, 595 nucleotides. NCBI's taxonomy places the organism in Eukaryota, Viridiplantae, Streptophyta, Magnoliopsida, Fabales, Fabaceae. The record is from RefSeq and is a predicted model, not a curated record.